Molecule: messenger RNA, 2463 nt
Organism: Knipowitschia caucasica
Lineage: Eukaryota; Metazoa; Chordata; Actinopteri; Gobiiformes; Gobiidae
Source: the annotation of a GenBank genome assembly
AUGAUUGACAAGAGACUCCCCCUGGACCUUCCCAAAGACUUCCCCUGGACCUUCCCAAAGACAUCCCCUUGGACCUUCCCAAAGACUUCCCCUGGACCUUCCCAAAGACUCCCCCUGGACCUUCCCAAAGACUUCCCCUGGACCUUCCCAAAGACUUCCCCUGGACCUUCCCAAAAGACUUCCCCUGGACCUUCCCAAAGACAUCCCCUUGGACCUUCCCAAAGACAUCCCCUUGGACCUUCCCAAAGACUCCCCUGGACCUUCCCAAAGACUUCCCCUGGACCUUCCCAAAGACUUCCCCUGGACCUUCCAAAAGACUUCCCCUGGACCUUCCCAAAGACAUCCCCUUGGACCUUCCCAAAGACAUCCCCUUGGACCUUCCCAAAGACUUCCCCUGGACCUUCCCAAAGACUUCCCCUGGACCUUCCCAAAGACUUCCCCUGGACCUUCCCAAAGACUUCCCCUGGACCUUCCCAAAGACUUCCCCUGGACCUUCCCAAAGACAUCCCCUGGACCUUCCCAAAGACUUCCCCUGGACCUAAGACUUCCCCUGGACCUUCCCAAAGACUUCCCCUGGACCUUCCCAAAGACUUUCCCUGGACCUUCCCAAAGACAUCCCCUGGACCUUCCCAAAGACUUCCCCUGGACCUAAGACUUCCCCUGGACCUUCCCAAAGACUUCCCCUGGACCUUCCCAAAGACAUCCCCUGGACCUUCCCAAAGACUUCCCCUGGACCUUCCCAAAGACAUCCCCUUGGACCUUCCCAAAGACAUCCCCUUGGACCUUCCCAAAGACAUCCCCUGGACCUUCCCAAAGACUUCCCCUGGACCUUCCCAAAGACUUCCCCUGGACCUUCCCAAAGACUUCCCCUGGACCUUCCCAAAGACAUCCCCUGGACCUUCCCAAAGACAUCCCCUUGGACCUUCCCAAAGACAUCCCCUUGGACCUUCCCAAAGACAUCCCCUGGACCUUCCCAAAGACUUCCCCUGGACCUUCCCAAAGACUUCCCCUGGACCUUCCCAAAGACUUCCCCUGGACCUUCCCAAAGACUUCCCCUGGACCUUCCCAAAGACUUUCCCUGGACCUUCCCAAAGACAUCCCCUGGACCUUCCCAAAGACUUCCCCUGGACCUUCCCAAAGACUUCCCCUGGACCUAAGACUUCCCCUGGACCUUCCCAAAGACUUCCCCUGGACCUUCCCAAAGACUUUCCCUGGACCAUCCCAAAGACAUCCCCUGGACCUUCCCAAAGACUUCCCCUGGACCUUCCAAAGACUUCCCCUGGACCUUCCCAAAGACUUCCCCUGGACCUUCCCAAAGACUUCCCUGGACCUUCCCAAAGACUUCCCCUGGACCUUCCCAAAGACUUCCCCUGGACCUUCCCAAAGACAUCCCCUUGGACCUUCCCAAAGACAUCCCCUUGGACCUUCCCAAAGACAUCCCCUGGACCUUCCCAAAGACUUCCCCUGGACCUUCCCAAAGACUUCCCCUGGACCUUCCCAAAGACUUCCCCUGGACCUUCCCAAAGACAUCCCCUGGACCUUCCCAAAGACAUCCCCUUGGACCUUCCCAAAGACAUCCCCUUGGACCUUCCCAAAGACAUCCCCUGGACCUUCCCAAAGACUUCCCCUGGACCUUCCCAAAGACUUCCCCUGGACCUUCCCAAAGACUUCCCCUGGACCUUCCCAAAGACUUCCCCUGGACCUUCCCAAAGACUUUCCCUGGACCUUCCCAAAGACAUCCCCUGGACCUUCCCAAAGACUUCCCCUGGACCUAAGACUUCCCCUGGACCUUCCCAAAGACUUCCCCUGGACCUUCCCAAAGACUUUCCCUGGACCUUCCCAAAGACAUCCCCUGGACCUUCCCAAAGACUUCCCCUGGACCUUCCCAAAGACAUCCCCUUGGACCUUCCCAAAGACAUCCCCUUGGACCUUCCCAAAGACAUCCCCUGGACCUUCCCAAAGACUUCCCCUGGACCUUCCCAAAGACUUCCCCUGGACCUUCCCAAAGACUUCCCCUGGACCUUCCCAAAGACAUCCCCUGGACCUUCCCAAAGACAUCCCCUUGGACCUUCCCAAAGACAUCCCCUUGGACCUUCCCAAAGACAUCCCCUGGACCUUCCCAAAGACUUCCCCUGGACCUUCCCAAAGACUUCCCCUGGACCUUCCCAAAGACUUCCCCUGGACCUUCCCAAAGACUUCCCCUGGACCUUCCCAAAGACCUCCCCUGGACCUUCUUUCACAGAGACAUGUUUGGAUGAUAGCAGAAACCAACACCACUUCUUCUCAUUGUGUCCCGGUGCUGUUCGCUCCUCAUCCCAAAACACAAAGAAAAGGAAAAUGGGACGAAGAAGGAAAUCAAAGGGGAACAAAGCGAGUCCGGCGUUGGUCCGGUCGGUGAUGGACGGGAGAGGACGGGCCCUCGGCUGUUUAUGGACGGCUGCGGCGCUGAAAGGAUAUUUCUGA